UGUGUGUUGGAUAAACAAACGCAAGAAAACCACAGCAUGAUUAUCAUCUUGGGUUAGUUGGUAUUUCUUCAACGGCCAUGGCUUGUUUAAGAACCCUCCAAAAAUUUAUUCCCCAAAAUCCCCAAUUAAUUGCGGAACCCCCAAUUCUAAAUGCUGCUGUUCCGCCAUUGCCGAUUUCGAGAAGGUCUGUGGCUCUCAUCUCUGUUCUGCCAUUCUGCAUUAUUGCUCUUCCUCAGACAUUGCUAGCUAGAGAGAGACGGAGUCGAAAGACCAUCCCACUUGAAGACUAUCUCUCUACCCCUGAUGGGCUUAAGUACUACGAUCUCGUUCAAGGGAAGGGUCCGGUUGCUGAAAAGGGGUCGACUGUGCAGGUGCAUUUUGACUGUUUGUAUCGCGGGAUUACAGCUGUGUCAAGCCGGGAAUCCAAGCUCUUGGCCGGGAAUAGAAGCAUUGCUCAGCCUUACACGUUCCAAGUUGGAGCAGUGCCGGGAAAAGAGCGAAAGCGUGAGUUUGUAGACAAUCCCAAUGGUUUGUUCUCUGCACAGGCUGCACCAAAACCUCCAAAAGCUAUGUAUGUUGUUACUGAGGGUAUGAGAGUUGGAGGGAAGCGGACUGUGAUUGUGCCACCGGAGGCGGGCUAUGGGCCGAAGGGAAUGAAUGAAAUUCCGCCGGGAGCUGAAUUCGAGCUAAAUAUCGAGCUUCUGGAAGUACUACCACCCGAAGACAAAUGACGGAUCAAAAGUUUCGUUCAAGAGCAAGUUGAUUCGUUUGCGCCAGAAGAUGAACAAGACAAGACUUGAAUCAAAAGUUACAUGAAUAUUCUCAUGUUUGACAAUUUUUUCCCGUAUCACCACGAGUAAUUUGAUUCAUUUACUCAAUAAGAUGAACAAGACUAAACUCCAAUCAAAAGUUACAUAUGUAUUCUCCUCUUUUUUCAUAAGCAAUGAGUAAUUCGAUUCAUUUACAUAUAA
Messenger RNA from Salvia hispanica, 971 nucleotides. Its product is annotated as FKBP-like peptidyl-prolyl cis-trans isomerase family protein. NCBI's taxonomy places the organism in Eukaryota, Viridiplantae, Streptophyta, Magnoliopsida, Lamiales, Lamiaceae. The record is from RefSeq and is a predicted model, not a curated record. Gene Ontology annotation, molecular function: peptidyl-prolyl cis-trans isomerase activity. Gene Ontology annotation, cellular component: chloroplast thylakoid lumen.